Molecule: messenger RNA, 622 nt
Organism: Phyllostomus discolor (pale spear-nosed bat)
Lineage: Eukaryota; Metazoa; Chordata; Mammalia; Chiroptera; Phyllostomidae
Gene: ATP6V1G3
Product: ATPase H+ transporting V1 subunit G3
Exons: 4
Coding region: 51-407 (118 amino acids)
Biological process (GO): proton transmembrane transport
Cellular component (GO): vacuolar proton-transporting V-type ATPase complex
Molecular function (GO): proton-transporting ATPase activity, rotational mechanism
Source: RefSeq, a predicted model, not a curated record
CUGCCCCGUCCCCGAGCUCACAGAAGCCAUUUGACUCGACGGGCACGGCCAUGACCAGCCAGUCCCAGGGGAUCCACCAGCUCCUUCAGGCAGAAAAAAGAGCCAAGGACAAGCUGGAGGAGGCCAAGAAGAGGAAAGCAAAGCGGAUAAAGCAAGCGAAGGACGAGGCGAUGGUGGAGAUUGACCAGUACCGGAUGCAGAAGGACAAGGAGUUUCGGAUGAAGCAGUCGAAGGCGCUGGGCUCCCAGGGCAGCACCUCGGAGGAGAUGGAGGAGCAGACGCGGGAGGCGAUCAGGGGCCUGCGGGGGAGCUACAGCCGGUGCGCGGAGGGCGUGCUCACGCAGGUCCUGAGCAUGGUGUGCGACGUGCAGCCCGAACUCCACGCCAACUACAGAGCCGCCGACUGAAGGCCUUCCCCCAGCAACGGAACAACCUGAGGACGUGAGGGCCCUGCUCCCUCCCCAUCUGGACCCUGUGCCUGACCAGAAACCCCUCCGUGGACCGCCUGCUCAUCCCGAUGGCACCUGAACACACAGCCAGGCGCUCCACAGAAAUGCGGAUGGGCCCUGGCUGGUGCUGCUCAGUGGUUAGAGUGCUGGCCUGAGAACCAAAGGGUCGCUGG